UCUCAAGUUACACGGAUCGCGAAUGGCCAUUUCCAAGGACAGCCAACGCCACGCAUCAAAUAACAAACUUCCAAAUUCCAACUACUACACCAUGGUACGUAGCAGGCAAAUUUGUCCGGUCGGAAACCAAAUCCUCUCGUUGGUACAAGUGAUGAAUGAAGUAUAAGAGCGGGGCGACUCCGCUAAAGGCUUGCAGACGCAUCCAUGAUGGAUCCAACGCCUCCCAUGCUUGCCCGCGCGGGCGGGGGCGGGGAGACUAAAAUUAAAUUAGUCUCAGUCAGUCAGUCAGUCUCGAUUGCAAAUUACGAUGACCGGUGACUCAACCCCUCAUUUAAUCCAGUCACUUAUCUAUCUGCUCACCCUCCAGCCAGCUGUUCUGUUCCCUCCACUUUUCUUCACAGUUCUUCAACCGCCAUGACAGCAGCUGGGACCAUUCGUGUCCCCCAGAAGGAUGGCUCGCCUCUGCGACUCGAGUUCGCCACAAUCGACGAUCUGAAUGAGAUCACCGAUCUGUGGUACAAUGCCUUCUCACCCGGCAUGUUAUUCCUCUGGCCGGACACCCCCGGGGUGCGCCAGUGGUGGAACGAAGCCAACCGCCAUGACAUGCUCCACAAACCCAACGCGAAGUAUCUCAAGGUCGUGGACACAGCGCAGAAUGGCCGCAUCGUCGCGUACGCCAAGUGGUCGCUGGAGACCGCCGAAGAGCGCGGACCACGGUGGCCCGCGUGGCAUUCCGAGAUGGACCCGGCCUUGAUGGAUAAAUUUCUGGGCCACUUGGAGACCAACCGGGCGACGGCUGUCGCAGGUGCUCCCAAGAACUUCUAUCUUGAUAUGCUCGCGACGCAUAGCGACUACCGGAAACGGGGCGCGGCACGCUUGUUGCUGGAAUGGGGGUGCGAGGUGGGCGACGAAGAGAAUGCGCACAUUUAUAUCGACGCGAGCACCGACGGCCAGCCGGUCUAUCAGAAGUUCGGCUUUGUGAGCAAGAAUGAUCCUUUGGUCGAUCCGUUCGAGGUGGCGGCCAUGGUGAGACAGCCUGGGUGGAAAUCGGUUUGACGUCAACGUGUCCAGGUGUUUUGGAACUGCAGAUCAUGAGAUGGUACAACGGCACAUUCUAGCAGUGAGGUGAUUGACAGACAUAGAUAAUUUGGUUAACAUUGAGAAAGCGUGGUACCUCCUUACCCACCGCAGUGCAUCUCAGAUCCUGUUUUUGGCUAGAUUAAUAUAAGGCCUUGGCAGAUGGAUGCACCCGGUUAGUUGACGUAAACUCAAGUGAUCUCGCAGGGUGUAUGCGAUCAUCGACUUUUUAUACUCUGCUUUCGAGGACAAGUCGUCCUGAUAGCUUUUCAAGAUCGCAAUUGGACGUUG
Aspergillus fijiensis CBS 313.89 is the source of this 1368-nucleotide messenger RNA. RefSeq names its product acyl-CoA N-acyltransferase. The transcript is spliced from 2 exons. Gene Ontology annotation, molecular function: acyltransferase activity, transferring groups other than amino-acyl groups. Bases 415 to 1056 code for a protein of 213 amino acids. NCBI's taxonomy places the organism in Eukaryota, Fungi, Ascomycota, Eurotiomycetes, Eurotiales, Aspergillaceae. The record is from RefSeq and is a predicted model, not a curated record.